Trachymyrmex cornetzi is the source of this 1871-nucleotide messenger RNA. It is a transcript of the gene Prpk, whose product is annotated as TP53 regulating kinase. The transcript has 4 exons. Bases 994 to 1701 code for a protein of 235 amino acids. Gene Ontology annotation, molecular function: ATP binding; protein serine/threonine kinase activity. The record is from RefSeq and is a predicted model, not a curated record. Gene Ontology annotation, biological process: protein phosphorylation. Lineage: Eukaryota; Metazoa; Arthropoda; Insecta; Hymenoptera; Formicidae. Gene Ontology annotation, cellular component: EKC/KEOPS complex; cytosol; nucleus.
UUUAUUUUAAUAAAAUAAUGUGUUUUUAACACACAUUCGGUUUUCUUUUCAAGCAAUUUCACAAUCAAGAAAUGAGCAUGACGGUUAAAGGAUUAGACGCUAGACUAGAGCCGAGCGAACACGUUCUAUUUUCAAACUGGACAUGCUCGUAUUGCACAUACGUCGAAAUCAACAACUACAUAUGUAUACAUAUGUUACAAAAACGUGAUUGGUUACGAGGACGAUCGAAGGUCUGUACAAUGGAAUUUACAGUAACGGUGCGAGCGGUGCGCUGAACGCCUAUUCGCAUACAAUCACGCAUUUAUGUUCGCUCCUUUCAGCUGUAUUGUAUAACGUGUGUGGCUAUUUCUACCAAUGCAGAUCAAUUUUUUAAUCUUGCUCUUUUUCUAAUUCUCAAAAUCAGAGAAAAAGAUCGAGAGUAAAACCGAAAUUUAAGUUAAUCCAUAUUGGUAGAAAUAGAUGUAAAGGGGAUAUAAUAUAAUAUAACGCUUUUCGAUCAAUUUGGAGUUGAGUUUUCGUCAAUAAAAAUAAUAUUCAGGUAUCAAUGAAAAGCGAUAUUUCUUUUGAUGAGUUUAAAUCGCCGAGAAGAGAACUAUCGAUCUCUCAAUCAAUUGAAAGGUAAAUAGCGAAUAUUUUCUUCAAUAAAAGAUACAUUGUGCUAAAACCUGGCGGUCGACAUUUUCUCGCUGAGAGAAAUGUCAACUCCAAACUGACGGAGGAAUUCUCCGGAAACUCACAGAGUUCACACGCGGUGGUACCACUUCAUGGGUACCAUUUCGAGAGAGCAGACUUUCCGACGCGGAAGCGCACGGAAGUUAAGAUUCCUGAAACUUGGCUCACCUCGCGCGUCGAUUGCAGUGCUGAGUGCGACACAGUGCGACACAGCCAGCGGCAGACAGAGCUCGUUACAACAACGCAAAUAGAAGUGAAAUAUUUGCGGACGCAAUAUUCGCAAGUUUCGACUGAUAUGGUGCAUCUCCAGUGAUAAUCAUAAUGAAAGACUCGGAGUUGAUAGUACAAGGGGCAGAGGCACGUCUCUAUAAGGGAAUCUAUUUAGGAAGGACGUGCAUGAUGAAGGAGAGAUUCGUAAAGAAUUACCGACACCCAGAGCUAGACGCUCGUCUCACCAAGGAUCGCAUCAGAGCAGAGGCUCGCGCCAUUGUCCGGGCAAAGUCCGCAGGAAUAGCAACGCCCGCUUUAUACUUAGUAGACUUGGAGCGACGCAGAAUUUACAUGGAAUACAUAGAAAACGCCACAGUGCUGAAAAACUUCAUAGAUGAGAAUAUUUCGGGAAAAAUAGACGUGGUUCAUUUGCUAGAUUUCAUAGGACGCGGACUGGGCACAGUGAUAGCUAAGCUGCACUCGAAGCAUAUUAUCCAUGGCGAUUUGACCACAUCAAAUAUACUGCUCAAGAACAACUCAAUCGAGUCACUUUACAACGAUCAAUCAGGAGCCGAGGCACAGUUUGUAAUGAUUGACUUCGGAUUGGCCCGAGUGGAUUCCACACUGGAAGAUAAAGCCGUCGAUCUAUAUGUUCUCGAGCGAUCGCUACUUAACGCGCAUUGCGAAGUGCCGGAGUUGUUUUCCCGUGUUUUUCAUUACUAUCAACAGCAUUAUCAAAAUAAAAAGCAGUAUGAGCAAAUACUCGCUAAAUACAAGCAGGUACAAGCGCGAGGACGCAAGCGCUUGAUGGUUGGCUAAAGCAAUGGAAACGUCGCUGAAAUUUAUAUCAUAAAGUUCUGAGGAAAAUAUGAAGCGUACAAAUGUAUUUUUAUAGCAUUACGAAACGUCUUUUAGUAGAGAUUAACUCAAGCGAGAACGAAACAAACGAGUUUUGCGAAAAUUCGAUUGCGAUUAGAGUGGUUAAAAUU